CGAUACAGCGCCUUCAUGACCCUUUUGUUUUUUGUUUCAGGAAAGCCAGAUGUUAUUGGAUUAAGUCAGAAAUUAAUAGCUGGAGAAGAAUUUGCUAAAAGUCGAAAUGAACUGCUUUCACAGGUUACAGUUGAUGGCUUUUCAGAGCUUAUGAAAUCAGUUGGUGCAUUGAUUUAUAAAGAUGAUGUUAUUGGAACAGUCUUCAGAGCAGGAGAUUGCUACGUUUUCACAGCAAGACAUGUGGUUCGAAAAAUAAUUGAUGUAAAUCUCAAUGGUCAGUAUGAUUUCUCACGUCUGGAGACUGAAGAUGUCUCGGUAAACUUCAAUGCAUCAGUUGCAAAACCAGCUUGCUUUGCUUACAGAGUAUGUCUUGAAUUUUAUAGUAAUGAUCCUUAUUUGGACUUUGCUGUUCUCAGAAUAACAAACCCAGUGCAGCUACCUAAGAAGAUGUUCCUAGAUAAGUACAAUUUUGAAAGAUUACAGGCAAUAAUGCUGUCAGGCAUUGGAUAUGGACACCCUGAACAAGACAGUAAAUGCAAAAAACAUUUAGAUCCUAAUUGUCAAAUAAUUUUUGCAAUAGAUGAUAGAAUCACAGAGUGUAGAGCAUGGCUUGAGCAGAAUAUCAUUUAUUACCAAAAUCAUGUUCGUCAAAAUGGUGCAAAUCCUGCACUUGUUGAUAACAGCUACAUAGAUAUUGAUACCCUACACAACAUUUUCUUGGAUAUUACCAUGGAGCAUGGGGGCUCUGGGUCUCCGUUUCUUGAUAACAAUGGAAGGGUUGUAGGCAUCCUAACUCACGGCCAUCCUGAAUUUUGUUUCAAAUUGCCAAAGUUGAUUCAACUUAAUUUCCCAAAAGGAAAAAGAUUUGAAUCAGUGUUAAGACUAGAUUAUAUCUAUAAUCACAUUUUUGAAAGAGAUCCAGAGCUUGCAGGUAAACUUUUUGGAUAGAUUAUUGCCCAGAUUUGUUGCAGUCCUAGGACUUAAAUAAAAGGUGACAUAAUGCUCUGACUUUGCAUCUAGAAUUGUAUAUUUUUAUGCCCCCCUUCAAAGAAGGAAGGGUAUAUUGUUUUGCAGAUGUCAGUCGGUCUGUAUGUAGACCAAUCCGUUUCAGGAUGAUCACUCAAGAAUGCUUGGGCCUAGGAUCAUGAAAGUUGGUAGGGAGGUUGGUCAUAACCAGCAGAUGACCCGUAUUGAUUUUGAGAUCAGUAGGUCAAAGGUCAUGGUCACAGUGACCCAGAACAGUAAAACGGUUUCCGGAUGGUAACUCAAGAACGCUUGGGCCUAGGAUCAUUAAAGUUGAUAGGGAGGUUGGUCAUGCCAGCAGAUGACCCAUAUUGAUUUUGAGGUCAGUAGGUCAAAGGUCAAGCUCACAAUGACCGGGUACAGUUAAACGGUUUCCGGAUGAUAACUGAAGAAAGCUUGGGCCUAGGAUCAUGAAAGUUGAUAGGGAGGCUGGUCAUGACCAGCAGAUGACCCCUAUUGAUUUUGAGGUCAAAGGUCAAGGUCACAGUGACCCGGAAUAAUUAUACGGUUUCCGGACGAUAACUUGAGAACGCUUGGGCCUAGAAUCACGAAUCUAGAUAGGUCGGUUGAUCAUGAUCAGCAGAUGACCCCUAUUGAUUUUGAGAUCAGUAGUCCAAAGGUCAAAGUCAAAGUGACCCGGAACAGUUAAACGGUUUCAGAAUGAUAACUCUAGGAUCAUGAAAGUUGAUAGGGUGGUUGGACAUGAACAGCAGAUGACCACUACUGAUUUUGAGGUCAGUGGGCCAAAAGUCAAGAUCACAUUGACUCGGAACAGUUAAACCAUUUCCGGAUGAUAACAGAACGCUUGGGCCUAGGAUCACGAAACUUAUUAGGGAGGUUGAUCAUGACCAGCAGAUGACCCUAUUGAUUUUGAGGUCAAUAGGUCAAAGGUCAAGGUCACAUUAACCAAGAACAGUAGAACUUUGAAUAAAUAAUUUCUGUUCCUUGUGCUAUUACUGAAUGCAUCAAGGGGCAUUUCGUGUUCUAUGAGCUCUUGUUAGCAUGAAAUUUCUGAUCUGUACUUCUGAUUGGUAUAGGCAGAUGAUCUGGCAUCCACAGUUGGUGUCUUUUACACCCUGGAUGUCACAAUUUUAGCCUAGUUUUAAAAAUGAAACUUGGUCAGAAUGUUUUUCGACCAGUUCAAAACUUGGUCAUCUGAAGUAAAAAACUAGAUAACUAUGUUAAGUCGUAGAAAAUCUUUUAGACAUUCUAGAGGCCAUAUUUUCUAUCUGGUCUGUAUGAAACUCGGAACGUUUGUCAUGAUGAAAUCUGGGCAAGUUUCAUUAUGGGUUAUCUAGAGUCAAAACCUAGGUCACUACAGAAAAACUCUAGAGAACAACAUUGCUAACCCUGCAGAGACCUAACUUUCCACAUGAACACUAUAUGAAACAUGUUCAGAAUGUGUCUUUUUGAACUCUAGGCUAUUUUGAUAAGCAGGUCAUCUGGAUUUGCAAACUAGGUAAAAGGUAUGUCACUAGGUCCAGUCUUAGAAAAAUCUUUUUCACUCUAGUGGCCAUACAUUCUACCAGAUCUGUAUGAAACCUGCGUUAUUAAAUCAAAGACAUUGUCUUAAAUGGGUUGUCUGGGAUAAAAACAGUAGGUCAUUAGAUCAGAUCAUAAAAAAACUUUGUUAACAGUCUCAGUCAUAUUUUCUGCUUGAUCUAAAUGAAACAUGGACAAAAUAUUUGUCUUUCUGAAUAUAGGGCAAGUUAUCUGGCAAUCUUCAUGGAACUUUUCUUUUCCAUGUAGUUACCGGUAGGUACUAAACACAGUCGAGGCCUCCGUGGCUGAGUGGUUACGGUCGUUGACUGAAUCACUUGCCCCCCAUGAUGUAGGUUCAAGCCUCACUCUGGGCAUUGAGUUCUUCAUGUGAGGAAGCCAUCCAGCUGGCUUACAGAAGAUCGGUGCCCGCUCAUGAUGAAAUAAUGCAUGGAGGGGCACCUGGGGGUCUUCCUCCACCAUCAAAGCUGGAAAAUCGCCAUAUGACCUAUAAUUUUGUUGAUGCAAUGUUAACCCAACAAAAACAAACUAAACACAAUUGUUACCUUCUGUGAUACAAUUUGUCACGACAUAUAUUCAAGGUCAAACAGUCUAAGGUUAGGUAAGCGAUUGAGCCAUCUUCUGGAGCUUCACAUACAUAUACUUGGUUAAAACUUAUUUCAUUCAUUUUCUUAUGGUAGCAUGAAUACAGUAUACCAUAAGUAAGAAUUGGACAGGAAGCUUUAUUGCCCUCUCCAUGUAAUGUAUACUUGUCAAUGAGAAUCAUUUAUAAGAGAUAAAUGUUUGGACCUGCACAGACUUCUUUGCUAAGUAAAUGGCCUAGGGACCUUGGUUUUAAUGAUUUGAAAAUUUUGACAAGUUGCUUUAUGUGUUAUAAAUUGUAAGCUAUGUAGCUGAAGUGUCUUAAAUAAGAUGUUUGGCAGAAUAAAUUGUUGUACAUUAAAAUGUGAUUGAAGCUGGGUCUGACCCACUACCUCUGAUCGUUUAAUAGAUCAGUAAAUUUUGACAUUAAAUUCAUUAAAUUUUCUUCACCAAUUCAUUUUCAUGCCAUUUGUCAGAACCUAUAUAAAAAGGUAUACAUAUUCUGGAUUGGCUGUUUUAGGUUUUAGCUAUUCUGUUAUUAAUAAUUUACUAGUUUUAUCAAAUUUAAUUUCAAACAAGUUUUAAAUAAGUUUUAAAUAUUGAUUUAAAUGAAAAAUAGACCACAAAAAUUGUUAAACAUUAUGUCAUUCACAAACUUUAAAUAUAGUAUGAUGGCAAAGAAAUCAGUAAUUUUUAUGUGAAGAUAAUUUGCUGAUCUCUAGUGUUUUAAAAAUCUUUAAUAGUAGAGUAAGGAUUAAAAAAAUCUUAUGUAUUAGUUGUUGCUGAUAUAAUUUGUUAUUGAUUUAUGGUUCAUGAAUGAUUACGAAAUAAUGAUGGUGCAUGUACAUAUGUAUAUAAUCAGAGGGACAUGUAAUAUAAUCAAUCGAAGGGGCAUGACUGUAUAUAAUCAUCUCAAGGGACAUGUAUAUAAUCAAUUAAACAGGUAUGCCUCAAGAUAUAUGUCACAAUAUCAAAUUUGUUUUUAAAGCUGGUAUAUAUAUAAAUUUAAAAAAAAACCAUAAAUUAAUGUAAUUUAAGUUCAUUCAGUCAAACUUUGUUUGCAUGAACUCUAACUAAUGAUAAUUCUGACAACACUCUUGAUUCCAUCUCAUCUGGUUCCUGCAAAAUCCCUAUAAAGUGUAUAUUGUUUGACCCCAGAAAAUUCGAACACCGAUAAUUCAAACUCUUGAACUAGAUCAGUAUAGUGUAUUUCACACAUUUUCCCUCAAACAGACAAGAACUGUUUGCAUCAGUUGACUUGUGUCAUAAAAAUAACUUUUAUUAAUUACAUUAAUUGACAGGCGUUUAUAGGUGCAUAUUUUAUUGCAAACAUAUUGCACACAAAUAUACUUCGUAAAAAAUAAAUAAGUUGUUAUUUUUAGCUCACCUGUCACAUAGUGACAAGGUGAGCUUUUGUGAUCACCCUUCGUCCGUCGUGUGUCCGUGCGUGCGUGCGUCCGUCAACAAUUUCUUGUCUGCACAAUAGUGGUUUCAUUUAUGAUUUUAUUUUAACCAAAGUUGCACACAACUUGUAUCACCAUAAGAUCACGGUUCCUUUCUUGAACUGGCCAGAUCCCAUUAUGGGUUCCAGAGUUAUGGCCCCUGAAAGGGCCAAAAUUAGCUAUUUUGACCUUGUCUGCACAAUAGCAGCUUUAUUUAUGAUUUGAUUUUUACCAAACUGGCACACAACUUGUAUCACCAUAAGAUCUUAGUUCCUUUCUUGAACUGGCCAGAUUCCAUUAUGGGUUCCAGAGUUAUGGCCCCUGAAAGGGCCAAAAUUAGCUAUUUUGACCUUGUCUGCACAAUAGCAGCUUCAUUUAUGAUUUUAUUUUAACCAAACUGGCACACAACUUGUAUCACCAUAAGAUCUCGAUUCCUUUCUUGAACUGGCGAGAUUCCAUUAUGGGUUGCAGAGUGAUGGCCCCUGAAAGGGCCAGAAUUAGCUAUUUUGACCUUGUCUGCACAAUAGCAGCUUCAUUUAUGAUUUGAAUUUAAUCAAACUUGCACAAAACUUGUGUCACCAUAAGAUCUCGAUUCCUUUCUUGAACCGGCCAGAUCCCAUAAUGGGUUCCAGAGUUAUGGCCCCUAAAAGGGCCGAAAUUAGCUAUUAUGACCUUGUCUGCACAAUAGCAGCUUCAUUUAUGAUUUGAUUUUAACCAAACUAUCACACAACUUGUAUCACCACAAGAUCUUGGUUCCUUUCUUCAACUGGCCAGAUUCCAUCAUGGAUUCCAGAGUUAUGGCCCCUUGAAGGUCCAAAAUUGGCUAUUUUGGCUUUUGCAGCCAUAUAGAGACUUCAUUUAUGGUUUUAUUUGAUACAAACUUCAUACCUUCAACAACAAGAAAUCUUGGAUUCCAUGACAAAUCAGAUCCAAUCAUAGGUUCCAAAGUUAUUUUAUAUCUGAUUACCUCCCCUGAUUGUAAUCAAAAUGGAUUUAUGAAAUUUCAAAUAAGUCCUGUAAGUACUUACUGAUAUAAUUUAUAUCAGUAAAUACUUACAGGACUUAUUUGAAAUUUCAUUAUUGUUAUUAGUUGGACUGAGACAAUCAGGGUAGAUAACUAUGGACUGAUUUUAUGUCAAAUUACCUCCCUUUAUUUCAAAUUAAAAUUGUUAUAUCUCCAUAACUAAUGAAGAUACUGAUCUGAAAUUUCAUUUAUGUCAACAGAUUUAUUUGGCAGAUCCUUCUUUUGUCCACUUACAGUAUUUAUUUUUUUUUAAUUACUUCCCUUUUACGUUACUAUAAAAAGCUUAUUUUUAGUAACUUUUUUUAUUAUUGGCCGUAGGGAAAACACGAGACCAGUUUUCUGUGGUACAACAUGGAUGGUACCUCCAAUGAUUUUUAACAUAUCUAUACCUUGUAAGAUUUUUUUUUCUUUUUGGUUAAAUUUCUUCCCUUUGUUGUUCCUGUCCUUUGGAUUUUUUCUGAGGACCUUCUUGUCCUCAAGUGCAAUGAUAACAGGUGAGCGAUAUAGGGCCAUCAUGGCCCUCUUGUUUUAAUAAACACAUGUACCACUAUGGUUGCCAGAAAGUUUUAAAGAUUGUAGGUCUCGUUACAGCAUAAUAACAUUUAGAUGUAAAGACUAGUCUGAGUAAAAUUAUGCAAAGUAUUUUGUUUGUAUUGAUCAAUGAUACAUGCUGUAUACAAAUAUUCUUUGUAAGAAAUGAAGAAGUUGUUAUCUUUAUAUAAAUAUUAUACUUGAAACACAUGUACCAUUUACAAUUUUGAUUUGAGGAACCAGGUGCACAUUUUUGUGUAAUGAGCCAAAACCUCAAUGACUCAUACUACCGAUAACUCUUCCAUACUUCAUGUUUUUAUUUCGAUGUAAAUGAGAUGUUAAACCAAAAUUUGUAGUCCUGUUUGGCGCCAUAUAACCUAUACUGUGUUGGUGCGCCGUAAAACCCAAAUAAAAAGAAAACUACCGAUAACUCGGAACAAAUUUUGUUUUUCCCCAGCGAGUAUUUGUGAAAAAAGUUUGACUGUAAUUCAUAUGUAUUUUUUUAUUGUUAUUUUUUACAGAUAAAUUUCUCAUAUUUUUUAUCAAGUCGUAUUGUACACAGUGGGACUGUCACAAUAGAUAGCUUCCCUACCUAUUUUACAGACUUCGGGAGAGCAUUAUAGAUAAAAUGUGAAAAUAUCUCAAUGAAUCUUUGUGCGUUUUACUCUUUAUUUAGAUAAUCAUUUACCAUUCUUAACAAAUUUUAUUAAACUAAGAAAAGAUAGAUCUUGAGGCCUGUCCCUUUAAUGUAGUGUAGAUCUGCUGAAGACUGUUAUUGCUGUGUUUUUGUGUAUUGUUUUUAUAUUGACUUUAAAUUUUUACUGUGUUUUAAUUUGUAUGUUUUAUAUAGACUUUUGAUUAUUUAAACAUGUUUCUACUAAAAAUAGUUUUUGAGGAAUUCUGUUAUAACAUUCUCAUUUCUUUAAUGCAUUUUGAAAAGUGGAUUUUGGUUAAAAUCAAAAUUAACUAGUUACAUGCAUAAAUAUGGAAAAAUCGAAUAAAAUUGGGUUUGAGAAAAUAUUUAAAUUCAGUUGAUAUUUUAUAUAGAACAAGAUUAGCAGAAUGUUCAAGAUUCAUUUAAUAUACUGGGCAGUGUAAAUAAGGGGAAAGUAGGAAUAGAACAACUUCUAGUAUAUGUGAACAAAACUCAUUUUGAAGCAGUAUUUCAAAUAAGUUGAAAAGUUACUAUGUUUCAUUAUCCUCAUACAUUGACGCUUUAGUCGAGAUAUUGAACAAAGCGAAGGCUUCACGUUCAAAUCACAGGCUUCUCCAUUGGUCUUUAUCCCAAAGCAAGACCCUUCUCUCUUUUUGAAGCAGUUGUUGUAGCUGUAAAUCAGAACCAGCAGAUUGCUGGAUAGUUGGGGUAAACAUACUGGUAAUUGGUUUUAUUAAAUCUUAUAGUAUUGCACAAAAUCUCCACAAAGCUUUCAUUAGUUGUUUCAUAUUGUGUUUGUAAAUAAAGUUUACCUUUAUCUCUUCCAUGAAGAUGACAGAGAUUAUUGUACCUCCCGACAACAAAGUUGUAAGAGGGGAGGGUAUACUGGUUUCAGGUUGUCUGUCUGUCUGUCCGUCUGGCCGUCUGUCCGUAGACGCAAUCUUGUGCGCACCAUCUCUCAUUAUCCCCUUGACAGAAUUUAAUGAAACUUCACACAAGUGAUCAGUACCAACAGUAGUUGUGCAUGGGGCAUGUUAGGUUCUUUCAGAAAAAAAAUUUGCAGAGUUAUGGGACUUUGUUUUUUUGUUACUAUACUAUAUACAUAGACACAAUCUUGUGCGCACCAUCUCUCCUCAUCCCCUUGACACAAUUUAAUGAAACUUCACACAAGUGAUCAGUAACAACAGUAGUUGUGCAUGGGGCAUGUUAGGUUCUUUCAGAAAAAAAAUUUGCAGAGUUAUGGGACUUUGUUUUUUUGUUACUUUACUAUAUACAUAGACACAAUCUUGUGCGCACCAUCUCUCCUCAUCUCCUUGACAUAAUUUAAUGAAACUUCACACAAGUGAUCAGUAACAACAGUAGUUGUGCAUGGGGCAUGUUAGGUUCUUUCAGAAAAAAAAUUUGCAGAGUUAUGGGACUUUGUUUUUUUGUUACUAUACUAUAUACAUAGACACAAUCUUGUGCGCACCAUCUCUCCUCAUCCCCUUGACACAAUUUAAUGAAACUUCACACAAGUGAUCAGUACCAGCCCCAGUUGUGCAUGGGGCAUGUUAGGUUCUUUCAGCGACAAAAUUUGCAGAGUUAUGGGACUUUGUUUCUUGUUAACAUACUAUGUACAUACAGUCUGCGUAUGCAAUCUUGUGCGUGACUAAUCUACCAAACCCUUACACACAAUUUAAUGAAACUUCACACAAGUGAUCAGUACCAACCCUAGUUGUGCAUGGUGCAUGUUACAUUCUUUUAGAUAAAUAUUCUGCAUAGUUAUGAGACUUUGUUUUUUGUUACUAUACUGUAUACAUACAGUCCAUAUACAUACAGUCCACAUAAUUAUGUAAUCUUGUGUGCAUCAAAUUGCAAUGUACUGUGUCAGUGCAUGCGGGGGGGUACAUUCAUCACCUUUAGUGAUAGCUCUAGUUGGUUUUGUCACCAGACACUUCUGAAUGGUGUAAGGACUGUCAUAUCCAUCCUGUAUAUGCAUUUUUAGUUUUGUUUAUACAGUUUACAGCUACAGAAGAAAUGACAUAAUAUAUACACAGGUGCAUAUAAUGAAUGAUCUCAAUACAUCCAAAGAAUGCAUUGAAUGUGUGUAAAAAUAAUGUCAUAUGGGAAGGUGUAAUUUAUUUUUACAAGAGUUUAGUUAGUUAGUGCCAUGAAUGCAACAAAAUGUGAGAAGUUGAGAUUUCAGAAAUGAAUAAUAAGAAUUAUGUUUACUCAUGCAUUUAGAAAAGUAUUGUUACGUAAAUGAAUAUUGUUGCUGAAUGUUAUAUUAGAUUUGUUUGCUUUACAUAAACUUACAUGCUUUUAACUUGAGAAGAAGUUCUUACAAAUAUAUUUUGAAUGUAUGUAGUUAAAUUGUGUUGAAAUUUCUUUGCUUGGACCUGAGACACUUCAUAUGCUCAUUGAUCAUGUUUGUGCCCAUACAUGUAUGGAAUGUCAGCAUCACUAGUAUCUGUUUCUUGCAUGAUUUUUACAUGGUGAUAUAUUAAAGCUGUAUUGUUCUUUAUUUUGUUUUUAUACACAGUAUUUAUCUUAAAUGUGAAACAAAAUGGAUUCCCAUAACUUGAAUAUUUGAUACAAUUAUUCCUUAACAGAGCUUUUUCAUUAAUUUCCUGUGUGAUUGUUAAGGAACUGGAUGGGUUGUUAUAGGAAUUUCUUGAAUUAUAAAAUUAUUUUACAUAGUAGUUUUGAAUUAAUCACCAAAAUUGACAUUUACUGGAUAUUACCAUUAUUGACUGCCCCAUGUGGUUCUGGAACGAUCUGUGUAUGAAAAGAAUUGGAACCACUGCCUUACCCUUGCAUGAUCGUAAGAGGCGACUAAUAGGGUCUUAACACUUGGUUUUGCUGUAACGCUGUGAUUCCAGCAGGUAUGCAAAUUUUAAUUCCAUACCUCAUGUUUUUAUUUCAAUGUAAAUGAGAUGUGAAACCAAAAUUUGUAGUCCUGUUUGGUGCCGUAUAACCUAUACUAUGUUGGUGAGCCAUAAAACCCAAAUAAAUAAAUAAACCAUUAUUGACCACAAAAGUUACGUAGAUUGAAUAUUCUUUUGCAAGCUCAGACACAUAAAAGAGGCUAGAAAUUUGCACAGGGACUCCUCCUCCCCUCCCCACAUGCACAUGCAUGGAAAAUAUAACUUUCCAUUACACAAAAAUGGCUCUAGAUAUCGUAAAGGUCCUCAUUAUAGAGAUCUUUAGAAAGAUUACCGCAUUUUUUCCACGCAGAAAUUUAUGGAAACAAUCUGUCACAUUAAUAGACUUAGUAGGCAUUAUAAAUUAUGUUUUUAUGGUAACAUAUCCUUAAAUUAACUUUAUAUUUGUGCAGAAUAAAGGUUGUUAUAUGGUUUAUAUUCUUAAUAUAAAAUUCGCGUUUUGUGAAACAAAAUUUACGAUUUCUGUUAAUAAAAUUAUAGAUUAUUGACUUUUGCUUAAGUUUUUCAUUGCUUGUAAUUUAGAGGAAAAUGUAUAUAAAAGUCUAGCUGUUGGUAGAAGUGAAUAUUUAUUCAUGCAUAUUGGAUAAUUUAUUUAUAAGUGUACUUUUUUGCUUGAUUGUUCUUUUUACCAUAGAAUGAUGUACACAGAUAUUCAGCCUAGUGGUAGAGCGUCCGCUUCGAGUGCGGGAGGUUGUGGGUUCGAUCCCCAGCCGCGUCAUAUCAGAGACGUAAAAAAUGGUACUUGUAACUAGCAGCUUCCUCGCUUGGCACUCAGCAUUAAGGGCAUAGUGCUAGGACUGGUCAUCCCGGUGUCAGUAUAAUGUGACUGGGUAGGGUAUCAUGCCAUGUGUCUACGGCGUGAUAUUCCAGUGAGGCAGCACUAUAAAGUUGGGCAUUGUGCUCACUGCUACAAGCAGACACAGUCGUUUAUAUGACUGAAAAAUUGUUGAAAAAGACGUUGAACCUGAACACACACACACACACAGAUAUUCAUGACAAAAACAGAUUAUAUCGUUUUAUUGUAAAUCCUCAGUAGAAGAAAGAUGUAAUGACUAUGGUUUUCAAGACAUUAGUUGCAGAGGAACAAGCUUUUACCAGAUAUAAUUAUGUUCUGUGAAAAAGUAUUUAAGGCUACAAAUUUUCAUCUUUUAAUGAAUAUUGAUAUUAUAAUGAAUACUACUAUUUAAUUAUUGUUAAAUAAUGAUAUGCUAUUUAUUAUCAUGAAAAUCCAUUUGAGAUGAAAACCAGUUAUAACCAGACUCAGUUGUAAAUAGUCGUUUCAUAAUUUCCUCUUGAAGCAGCACACAUCUGUAGUUAUUUCUAGCAUUUGGAAAUAUAGUGAGCUGUGGUAAAAUAAAAACUGUAUGAUUUGAUGAAUUUAAAUGAAACAUUUAGAUUUAAAGAUGAUGUACAUAUAUUAUUCUUUUAAAUUUGUUGUAAAACAUUUUACCAUGUUAGUUGAAGUGUACAAUUUAGGUGUAAAAUGAAAAGACUUUCCUAUUUCUUUAAAAGUUACAUGCAAAGUAUCACAUGCAAUAUUUGUCUAUGAUUAUAUAGAUAUUUCUGAGUUAAAUUUUUUUUAAAGACAUUUGCAUGUGAAAAGGAGCUUCAUUUAGGAAGUUCAUCCAUUAUGACAGCUGGCGAUGUAUGUUUGUAACUGAAAUGUCAAGUAUUAAUGGCUAAGAAUGCCAAAAUUGAAUACAAGAUUACAUAAUCACACUAAAAUUCCUAAUUUUCAUGAGCAUAUUUAACUUUAUGUUACCGUUAUUUGCAAUUUUGAUGACAGUUUAGUCUCGCCAAAGCAGAGUCACUGUGAUUGGUUUUUGACCAGUUUACUUAUAUGUAUAGUUUUUCUUUGUAGUCCUGUUUGGCGCCAUAUAACCUAUACUGUGUUGGUGCGCCGUAAAACCCAAAUAAAUAAAUAAAUUUGUAACAUCUGUUCAUAUUUAUGCAGGGUGGUUACGAUAAAUUAUCAGAUUUUCAUUCAUUUAGCCUUGUAACUCAAAUUUCAUGAUUUUUUUAUUGAUAUGGUUUUGUAUGUAUAUAUAAAUAUAUAUAUUAUAUAAAUUAAAGAAAAUUGUGUGAGUGUUCUACAAUUGCAACUGAGUUGGCACUAAAUAUGUUAGUUAGAAUUGUUCCAUUAAUAUUGUCUCUUGUUGGUUGGUUACAAUUUUGUUAUUAUUCAUAUAGGUCUUUCAUAUUCAUUAAGUUUUUCUUCAGUGAUAUUAAUGUGUUUUUUUAUCUAGUGCCAGUAACUCUUUUGAGAGGUAACUGGUAAGUAAGAUGCAAAUGUUCUGUUACAGUAAACAUUUGUAGCAAUAUUAGGAAACUGAACCAGCAGUUUUUCCUUACCUUGAUUUAUUCUACUUCUUACAUCUUUUUUACCCAAACGUCUGAUAAUAGUCUGCAGUUCUGAUCCAAGCUAAUUCAAAUUGCAGAUUAUAUUAUCCGCAUUUUAUCGUUAGAUUUAAUGUUAUGUAAUUGUAAUCACAUAUAAAUGAAAUGGACCAUUGUGAGUAAAAUGCUGCUUGAAUUUAAACCUCUAUUGUGGAUUAUGUGCCCAAAAUCAUUGGGAAAAAAAACAUUAAAUUAAAUGUGUUGUUGAUGGACUGAUAAAUUACAACAUACUGUAAAAUCAUUUAGUUUCGUGGGUAUGAAAUUUUGUGGUUUUGAAAAAAACGGCAAUUUCAUGGGGAUAUGAAUUCGUGGAUUUCAAGUUUUGAAUAUAAAAUGAAUGGGAAUUUUACUUGUUUGUUGGAAUUAAAUUUCGUUGAUUGACUCAACCACGAAAUCCACGAAAAUUAGUCCCACAUGAAUAUUAAUGAUUUCAUAGUAUCAUGAAUGUUUGCAUUGUUUCUACACUCAUCGAAGAGGGUUAAGCUGUUGUGCAGUUAGUAUCCAGGUUGAACCUACUGUUAUUGCUGCUGUUUGUUUAUCAUCAUUCUGUUACAUAAAACAUUUUAUAUUUUGUAUGUUAUCAUUGUUUUGACAAUCUUCUUAGAGCUAAGAAGGUUGUACCUACUGUUGAACCUAUAUUAAGCAACCAGUUAAGGGAGUAAAAAUUUCUGACUGCUAAGGACAGAUGGUUUCUCAAGACAAAUUUAUAUAUUAGAACAAAAUGUUAAUACCGGGAGUAAGCUAACUGGCUUAUAGGGAAAGUGGCCGCUUAAUACAGGUAGCUGAUUGUAUUUGUACUAACAGUAACCUGGUUACAUCUGCUGUGAUUGUGAUUAUAAAUGUAAAGUUAUGAUAUAUAAAAGGUGUGUAAACAUUGAUCUGAAUUUUCACAGUAUUUGUACUAUUGUUAAGGUGGUAUACAUGUAUCUUUGUCAUACUGAUCUGGUCAUCCGUUUUUGCAUAAUUAUAUCAACUGGAUUCUCAUUUUUACAUUUUUUUUGCAACUUUGCUAUAAAAUUGCGUGUUAAACAAAAUAAAAAGGUAUGACUCUG
Mercenaria mercenaria is the source of this 13130-nucleotide messenger RNA. RefSeq lists its product as uncharacterized. The record is from RefSeq and is a predicted model, not a curated record. Bases 16 to 948 code for a protein of 310 amino acids. NCBI's taxonomy places the organism in Eukaryota, Metazoa, Mollusca, Bivalvia, Venerida, Veneridae. The transcript is spliced from 2 exons.